Molecule: messenger RNA, 459 nt
Organism: Fusarium pseudograminearum CS3096
Lineage: Eukaryota; Fungi; Ascomycota; Sordariomycetes; Hypocreales; Nectriaceae
Exons: 1
Coding region: 1-459 (152 amino acids)
Source: RefSeq, a predicted model, not a curated record
AUGGUCAUCACUGAUAAAAUUCACCCUGUCUACACCCUCUGGUUUCUUUGGGUAGACCCUGUCCUCACCCUGAUGGGAAUGUGGGUUAAUUUCUUUGACCACAACCUCGCCAUGCAAGCAUUCUUCGUCGAUUACCCACUCGACGCACACUUUUCACCUUACCUGUACCAGAUCGGCGGCAUGGGCACGUCGUAUCUGAUUCUUCAGUGCACCUUAUUGCGUUAUUCCCACGAUGUCAAUAUUUGGAAGAUGUUCCAAGGUUGCCUUUUACCGGCUGAUUUUACCAUGCUCACGGCUAUCUACCUUGGUCUUAAGAUGGAGGGAAAUCUAGCGUUUUCGAAUUGGAGAUGGGAAGAUUGGUUCAGUGGUGUGGUCACAGGCAUUUGCACGGUUUUGCGCUUCGGCUUUGUCCUUGGCGUCGGAGUCAGGGAUACUAAGGGCAGGGCCAAGAAGGCUUAG